This is a messenger RNA of Nothobranchius furzeri (turquoise killifish), 3280 nucleotides long. The record is from RefSeq and is a predicted model, not a curated record. NCBI's taxonomy places the organism in Eukaryota, Metazoa, Chordata, Actinopteri, Cyprinodontiformes, Nothobranchiidae.
UAAUGUUUUGUUUGGGUGUGAAACCUUUAGCCUCUCCAGGGAAAUCAGUGUGGGAACAACAUCCUGCUGCCUGGUAACGAGCUCCUUUAGCGGCAGGAAAGCCGGGCUAAUGAAGGGUUUUGGUUGGCCAUAUGACAGCGUCAGGUGUUAGUGGCUUGUUUGACAGUUACCGUUUGCUGUGGGGUGAUUUUGCACCCAUUUGGGGUCGUUAGUGGCAGAGCGAACAUCCAGGAUGUCGCAGGUUACCGGGAUGGUGUUUGAUCAGAUUAGGCACUAUUUCUAUCAAAAUCUCUCUGGAAACUGGAUAGUCAGGGAUGAGGAGGAGCUUGUGUUUCACAAUGAUGAGCUGAAAAUUGAGGAUUUUAAGGUCCUCACACUCCUUGGUAAAGGCUCAUUUGCGUGUGUUUACCGAGCAAAAUCCAACAAGACUGGACUGGAGGUUGCUAUCAAAAUGAUUGACAAAAAAGCAAUGCACAAAGCUGGUAUGGUCCAGCGUGUGACUAACGAAGUGGAGAUUCACUGCAGAUUAAAACAUCCAUCCAUACUUGAGCUCUACAACUACUUUGAGGACAGCAACUAUGUGUAUCUGGUGUUGGAGAUGUGUCACAACGGAGAGAUGAGUCGAUACCUUAAAGAACGAAAGAUGCCUUUCUCUGAGGAUGAAGCGAGACAUUUCAUGCAUCAAAUAGUAAAAGGCAUGCUGUAUUUACAUACUCACGGCAUCUUGCACCGCGAUCUGACCUUAUCCAACCUUCUGCUGACCAGCGACAUGAACAUUAAGAUCGGGGACUUUGGCCUCGCUACUCAGCUCAAGCUGCCAAAUGAAAAGCACUUCACCAUGUGUGGGACGCCCAACUACAUCUCCCCGGAGGUGGCCACUCGCAGCGCGCACGGCCUGGAGUCGGAUGUGUGGUCGCUAGGAUGCAUGUUCUACGCCUUCUUGAUGGGUCGGCCUCCGUUUGACACGGACACAGUCAAGCACACCUUGUCUAAAGUGGUUCUUGGGGACUAUGAGAUGCCAUGCCACGUUUCUUUAGAGGCUCAGGACUUGAUCCAUCAGUUGCUGCAGAAGGACCCCACUCUGCGGCCCAGCCUCUCUGCAGUGCUGGACCACCCGUUCAUGACCCAGAGCCUGCUGGUCAGGACCAAAGAGUUGAGGCUGGGAGAUGAGGGGUCCAUAGACAGUGGCAUUGCUACCAUCUCCACGGCAUGCACCUCCUCCACCUCAGGCAGCAGUGGCUCCCGUCUCCACAGGCGAACUAAACACAUGAUUGGUUCCGCUCUACCCAAUCGCAUGGCACCUAUUUCAGUUCUUCCACGGCAAGCUAACAGCGGAUGCUUUGAUGACAGAGAGCAGCUGCAGGAUAGUUUUUACAGGGAUGGAAGGAGCAGGGCAGCUUAUGGGGGAGACGGCGGACAACCUCUUUCUCGGUUCCUGAGGAGGGCUCACUCGUCUGAACGCAGCAAUUCUUCUGCACCGGGACACGCUUCAUCUCAGGUUGAGCUGACAAGAUGUCAUUCUGAGGAGACGCUGACUGGUGUAGGGCUGCCCAUCUUCCCAAGUCCCCUCCCAUUUCCAGAGCAUGGCAGGCUUCCCUCCCCUCCAGUCAAACAAUCUGCUAACUCUGGUUAUCUAUCAACAGAGCCGGCACUGGAAGGAGUUUCUAAUUGGCUGAACACUGAAGAUAUAGGUCAGAGAUCCACAGAUGGCAGCACUCACAGCAGCAGAGGACCUUUAGGGGUACACAGUUCCUGGUCAGAGCCAGUGGGACGAGGAACGCACCCUUACCACAACAAGCUUCCCGCCAACCCCGACUCCCAUAGAGAGACCUCACACGGAGCAGAGUUCCAACCUCAUCACAGCAAAUCCAGCACAGAGAAGCAGAAGAAAACCCUCCCAGACAUCGUCCCUCCUCUGUGUGCGUCCAGGCUCAAGCCCAUCAGGCAGAAAACCAAAAAUGCAGUAGUGAGCAUCCUGGACACAGGUGAAGUGUGUAUGGAGUUAGUAAAAAGUCAAAACGGACAAGAACGAGUGAAAGAAGUCCUACGGAUUUCCUGUGAUGGACUGAUGGUGACCAUCUACCAGCCCAAUGUGGGAAAAGGUUUCCCGGUGCUCGACUGCCCCCCAGCUCCACCCGAAGAUAUACUCAUCUGCAGCUACCAGGACCUUCCAGAGAAAUACUGGAAGAAGUACCAAUACGCCACCAAGUUCGUACAGCUCAUAAAAUCCAAGACUCCGAAAGUCACGCUUUACACCAAAUACGCUAAAGUGAUGCUGAUGGAAAACAGUCCCAACGCCGACCUGGAAGUCUGUUUUUAUGAUGGAGCAAAAACCCACAAGACGUCCGAACUGGUGCGAGUGGUGGAGAAAAGUGGGAAGUCGUACACAGUGAAGGGGGAGGUGGGACUGAGCGGCUUGAGUCCAGAGAGCAGGAUGUACGUGGAGCUGUCCGAGGAGGGCUAUAGCAUGUGUUUGUCACUAGAGGCCGCUAUAACAGCAGAGGAGCAGCGGAGCACCAAGAAAGUCCCUUUCUUCCCCAUAACUAUUGGCCGGAGACCUGCCAGCUCAGACUCUCCAUCCACGGUGCCUGUGCCAUCACAGCAGAUGCGUCCAGAUGCAGCUUCACCUCCUAAACCCCCACAAAUAACUCCUUCAAUGAUUUCCUACGACGGUUCUGAUUUCACCACCGCCAGCCUGAAUAAGAAAUGUCCUCCAACGCAACAGGAAGUGGUUCAGAACACAGGAAAGGUGGUUAAGUCCAUUUUUGUGCCUAAUGUUGGAUGGGCGUCCCAGCUGACGAGUGGAGAAGUGUGGGUGCAGUUUAACGACGGCUCUCAGCUGGUGGUUCAGGCAGGCGUUUCCUGCAUCACGUACACGUCACCAGAGGGGAGGAUCACAAGGUAUAAGGAAAACGAGAAGUUGCCAGAGCACGUAAAGGAAAAGCUGCACUGUCUCUCGACGAUUCUCGGACUGCUGGCAAACCCAUCAGCACGCCACCUCCCAACUCAUUAACACAUCCUGCAAAGAAACUAGCAUUAGAUACCUUCAUGAGCCCCUAUUCUUUACUGUUCUUGUAAAUAUACCCUCUAAUGUGUUGGUCGUUUUUACGUGUACAGAUUAUUAUUAUAAGAGUUUUAUUUUUAAUAUGUGACUGUUGUACAGUGUCUAAAACAACCCGUUAGAUAAGUUUCCUUGUUUUUAUGUCUUAAAAGCAAUGAACUGAGUGGAUGUGACUAGAAUAAACAUCUAGAGGCUGGGUGGAGAUACUUGGCACCCUGA